AUUGACUUGAGGAAGCACGUGCCAUACACACAAUAUGCGAGGAUGACAGGGCAACCUUUCAAGCCGCCAGCGGUGCGGCCGCAGCUUACCACCCCCCUAUUGCCAAACAUCCGCGAGAGGAGGCGCAGGCAGGAUGAAAGGAAACACCGCCUGGCCAUCGAGAGGGCGGCGCAGGUGGGGAAAGACAUUCUUGUGUACGACAUGCACUUAUCCAUGCCUUGCACUGCAGGCUACGAUGGCAGAGGAGGAUUUGGCAAGCUCUGAAGGUUCCUCCUCUCCCCCAGUCGCCAUAUGUGCGCCAGCCACCCACCCCCAAUUCCCUUCGAUUCACCAGCACAGGACGCCAAACAGCCGCCGUCUCUACGCGACAGAAAGAAUGCCAGCGGUAGACAGAAGUGACUACUUGUCGUCGCAUUCAUGCCCGACACUCACUUCUGUUUUCUUUCUUUCCCUUCCGGUCCAUUCAGGGACAUCAUCACACUCGUGGCUACAGCACAAUGACGUCCACACACAUGGUACCCUUCGGGUACAGCAACCACCGCGACAUGGUCACCCGCUCAACCGACAAUGACGGCAGCAUAUGUCUGCUGCCAUCGCCGGAGCAGCUGGGGGACUUCAUGAAUGAGCAGCUGAGGGACCUGAGACAAGAAUUGACGAACCUCCUGCACGCCAAGAAGACACUGGUCGGGUCACUGGUCGAACCAUCCCACUUUCCAUAUUCUUCUCUGCCAUCUGAGUCACGUCGUUUCUGUGUGCGAUGCGAUGCGAUGCGAUGCGAUGCAGACGCGUCGCGUGCGUUUCCUGCAGGACCGUUUGGAUGCGGUGAGCAGUGCGCGUGACGACGAGUCUCAAUCGGGUCGGCACUACCUGAGGGCACUCCAGCAGGAGAUCCGGACACGGGAACGACUUGAGGAGGAGGUUGAAGAGCUGAGGCUGCACGCCAAGCAGCAGCAGAGGAAUGUGGAAGCUCAGAGGGGCAAGUGGCUGCGCGAGUUUGGCAGCUCAGGGGCGUUUCUGACGGCCAAGGGCGGCCAGGCUCACUAUGAAGCACUGCAGGUAUCCAUGAGGGUCGACAGGGCAAGGAGUGCAAAUAUCAACGCCCCUGACGGCGGCAUUGCGUGCAGGCUGAGGUGCGGUCACUGCGUGCGCAGCUGCAGAAGUUCCGCACCGAUACGGAGAAGGAGGAGACCCUUGCCCGCCUGGAGCAUGACAACCACGUGCAGGCUUCGAUGAUACGGAAGCUGCAGGAGGCCCUCGGCGAGGCGCAGGCAGCCGUUAAGAUCCUACAGACGAAGGUCAGUCAGGUGUCGUGCAGCCUGACAAUACACCGAAUUUUCAAUGGCGUUGCGUGUACCGCUUUACCAGCUGCAGAGAUCGUACCAACAGGCAGAGCUUGUGGAAGGGGUGGCAGAAGAGACACACAGACAGACGCUGCCUGCCGAGAGUGACCCAAGAGACACAUGAGCUGGCGGAGAGUGCGCUGAUUGGUUGAAGAGAGAUUCAUGUGCGUACGUUCCCAUUGUGGUGUCUUCUCCUUGCUGACGUCGAGUGGGUGUGCGGCGAGUGUAUGUGCGUGUUGAUAUGCACAAGUCCGUGUGUGUACCUAUGUACGUGUGGACAGGACGGGCAAGCCGGCCUUCUCUGAUUGACUGUCUGUCUGUUGAUCUGCCCUCUACUGAAUGAUAUGCAUGCC
Messenger RNA from Vitrella brassicaformis, 1693 nucleotides. The record is from the annotation of a GenBank genome assembly. Lineage: Eukaryota; Vitrellaceae.